CUCUCUCUCUCUCUCAGAAGGAUUUCUUCACUUCACUUCCGAUAUCCUCCAUGAAUGUUCAUCAUCAACAUCAUCAUCAGCAGCAGCAGCAGCAGCAGUCUGCAGAGUACACUGGAGCAACAAUUUUGAGCUUCAAUGGAAACACUCUCAUAGACAACAGACCAAUAAUGAACCCUUUGGAGCUCUUCUAUGGAGACAGCUACUUGAAGCUCACUGGACGUUCAUCUCUGCAAAAUACAUCUCCAAACCAAGUACUCUUCAACUUCCAUCUCCGCGAAUACUGCGAAUGGCUCGACCGCUCUGAUAUCGUCUCUCCGGUCUGUAUCACCAACACCUCAGUCCUCCACUGGUCCUCCUCCGACAAUCUCAACAACUUCACUGACACCGAAGCCUCUCGCCGCAGUAUUCACCGCAUGCUUAUCAACAUCCCUUUCCAAACAGAGAGCAAGGAACUAUGGAAGCUUGCCAUUGCAUUGUUUUCAAGACUGAUAGUGAAUAAGAUGAUCAGUAAAGAAAGUUGCAGACAUGUACAAGUUGAAAUAGAUGUGAAGGUGGUGGCUUUGACAAGGAGAUUGGUUGCCCCAAACGUUCACCGGAGGACGGUGGAGAGGUUGGUUCACCGGAGAGAAGCUGGGAGGUUCAUGGGGACUCCAAUUGUGACUUCUCUUACUGCAUUGAUAUGGAGUGACAUCUUUGAUGCUGUUUCUGGUCAGUCUUCUUGCACCUUUAGACUUAUCACUCAAUUCUAAUUAACUCUUAAUUUGAGCAAAAUACAUGCAUGCAUGAUCAGCUCUUAAUUAAUUAA
This is a messenger RNA of Dioscorea cayenensis subsp. rotundata (Guinea yam), 805 nucleotides long. RefSeq lists its product as uncharacterized. Bases 51 to 749 code for a protein of 232 amino acids. The record is from RefSeq and is a predicted model, not a curated record. NCBI's taxonomy places the organism in Eukaryota, Viridiplantae, Streptophyta, Magnoliopsida, Dioscoreales, Dioscoreaceae. The transcript has 2 exons.